GCUUCAGGAGGGAUUGGAGAGGUUUACCCGACUCUAUGGGGCUUCAGUCCUGCCUUGGAUCUGCAGAUGCAUUGUCUGCAGAGUACCCUUCAGUACCUAACUACUUGUGAUGACAUUCCUGAACUAAGUAUUCUUCUUGUGGGAUGUGGUGAUGGAAGACAUCUGCUCAAAACUGUCUGUCAGGCUCGCAGGUGGCCACAUCGGAAACUUCAUUUCUUUGUAAUUGAGAGUGACCUGGAGCUGCUGGCACGGCAAAUGUUGUUUUUGACUUUAGCACUGGAGAAUUCUAAACAAAUGGGUUUACAAGAAAAGUGUGAAAUGUUUCUGGAGCUUUUUGGAAAUAGUCUUAUUCGUAGUAAGACUGCUACCUACCUGCAAGAGAAAUGCAGAAUGUUUAUUAAUUGUGUCACCAAUCCAGAGUACCAGCAGAGUGUCCUGCCACAGCUGAACAUAUCCUCCAUUAAGUUCAAAGAGCGGGAUGAACUGGAAUACAUCUUUAAAUUCUGGCAGUCUCCUGAACCCAAGCUCUUUCCUAUUGAAAGGUACUGGGAUGUGAAAAAUCGUCACUGCUUGGGAAGAAGAUAUGACUCCAGAAGAGGAGCCUAUGACUGGGAUUUAAAUAUGAAGCUACAAGACCGUGGGGCUGCAGUGAUUAAUGCUAUCGAUUAUGAACGUUGGAGAGAAAAAGGAGUUGCAUUUAUCAUACGUGAAGUAAUCUAUGAUGUUCCGAAUAAAACCCUGGCUUCACAUAUGACUGUGACACAUAGAUGUGGAAAGGUACGUGCUCGAGGUUACUGGGGAGAUAUUACAACAAGUCCCUACAUAGCAUAUGGCAUAGAGACUGAAGAAAACAGCUUGCUGAAGACUACCAAUGGCGUAUAUAUGAAGACUGCUCAAGAUCUUUCAAAAUUCAACAUCACAUCAAUGUUUCAUGAGUUGGUCACUGGACAGAAAUACUCUUUACCAUUACUGAAUAAAGAUGGGGCUGAAGACCACAAUGCUUGUAAUGUACCUGCUAGUUCUGUUAAUGAAACUACUAUCCAAGAGGAAGAAGCUACUGAGCAAACUGGUGGUGGUACAGAUCGCAAAGAUUUCAGCCAAACUCCAAAUUUUGUCAAGAUUGACAAUGUUGAGGUACACUUUCUGCCCCUCAGCUGGGUCAGUGAACUUCACAGGAGAAGCAAAUUCCUUAAUCUUUUCAACCUGGUUUAUUUCUCUUGCAGCAUGGUUCAUUAUUUGAAUCCAGAAUACAAGCUGAUCACUGCAAGAAAAGCAACACUUAUUGUGGAACUUACAAAAUUCAUGUUGGAUCUGCAUGUGGACAAAGUAAAAAGCUAUGUUACCAUAGUGACCAAAGUUGCAAAGGAGGCAGGAUUCACAACUACUGGAAACAUAGACUGGAAGAGAGAUCACAUUGCUACUUUUGAACGUUUGGAGGACUGCGUAGAGGAGAAAAACGGACUAUAAAAGUAUUACGUGCAUGGUAUUGGUCUUACAUGUUGAGGUUUUUU
Nanorana parkeri is the source of this 1511-nucleotide messenger RNA. RefSeq names its product dynein axonemal assembly factor 3 (gene DNAAF3). Gene Ontology annotation, biological process: axonemal dynein complex assembly; motile cilium assembly. Lineage: Eukaryota; Metazoa; Chordata; Amphibia; Anura; Dicroglossidae. The transcript is spliced from 11 exons. The record is from RefSeq and is a predicted model, not a curated record. Bases 67 to 1467 code for a protein of 466 amino acids.